Molecule: messenger RNA, 1782 nt
Organism: Meyerozyma guilliermondii ATCC 6260
Lineage: Eukaryota; Fungi; Ascomycota; Pichiomycetes; Serinales; Debaryomycetaceae
Gene: GAP5
Product: Gap5p
Exons: 1
Coding region: 1-1782 (593 amino acids)
Biological process (GO): amino acid transmembrane transport
Cellular component (GO): membrane
Molecular function (GO): amino acid transmembrane transporter activity
Source: RefSeq, a predicted model, not a curated record
AUGGACCCCAAGGACUCUGUAACGGGAAAUGAUAUCACAAUAGGUAGUACUAGAGACAGAGCCUCGAGCCAGUCUUCGAACCAGUCUUCAAGCCAGACUUUUCAUUCUCCAUAUCACAGCGAGAAAGUUAAUAAAUGGAAGUCUUUCAAGGACUCUUUCAAAAGAUACGAUGGCCAUGAAGUGGACGUGACAUAUGAGGGACUCACGGAUAUGGAAAAGGCCAAUAUUCGAACUAGCUCACCAAGGUUGCAACGCAAGCUCAAAUCGAGACACUUGCAAAUGAUUGCUAUUUCGUCUUCGAUCGGCACAGGACUUUUCAUCGGGUCUGGAGAAGCUUUAUAUACGGGGGGACCUGCUGGAGUUUUGAUAGCUUGGAUAUUGACGGGGUCUGCCAUUUUUUGCACAAUUCAAGCCAUGGGAGAAUUGGCGUCAGCGUACCCCAUAUCAGGAUCAUUCAAUGUUUUCGCCAGUCGUUUUAUUGACCCAUCGUUUGGGUUUGCGGUGGCAUGGAACUACUUUUUCCAGUUCUUGGUGCUCUUACCGUUGGAAUUGGUGGCCGCUUCAAUCACCAUGAAAUACUGGACCAAUAGUGUCAAUCCCGACAUAUGGGUGCUAAUAUUCUACGUGGUUGUGUGCUCUAUUAAUCUCUUUGGAGUCCGGGCAUAUGGUGAGGCAGAGUUUGUGUUUCUGCUUGUCAAAGUCAUUGCCGUAAUUGGCUUUAUUCUUGUAUCCAUCGUGCUCGCUGCUGGAGGAGGACCCCAUGGAAAAUCAGUGGGAACGAAAUAUUGGCACAAUCCUGGAGCCUUUGCCAAUGGAUUCAAGGGAGUUCUGUCGGUCUUUGUAACGGCAGCUUUCUCUUUUGGCGGAACUGAACUUGUGGGUCUUACUGCUGCCGAAUCGGAGAACCCUCGCAAGGCAUUACCGCGGGCUACCAAGCAGGUGUUUUGGAGAAUUCUUAUGUUUUACAUGAUUUCGUUGACAUUGAUCUGUUUCUUGGUGUCUUCUACAGACGAUAGAUUACUUGGUUCCAGCUCCGUUGACAUAACCGCUUCACCAUUUGUCAUUGCAAUCAAUAAUGGAGGUAUCGGCGGUUUACCCUCGGUUAUGAAUGCUGUUAUUUUGAUCUCGGUUAUCUCAGUUGGCUCUUCGUCGGUGUACGCUACUUCAAGAACGAUAACUGCUCUUGCGGAACAGGGUAUGGCACCCAAAAUAUUGGGGUACGUCGAUCGGGCUGGACGUCCAUUGGUGGCUAUUCUAAUCACCAAUAUCUUUGCACUUUUGAGUUUUAUUGCUGCCAGCGGCAAGCAGGGCGAAGUGUUCGACUGGCUCCUCAGUAUCUCGGGACUCAGUUCCAUUUUUACUUGGUUAAGUUUGUGUUUGGCUCACAUUCGGUUCCGCCGUGCUCUCAAAGUAAGAGGACGAGGAACCGACGAAUUGGCAUUUAAAUCGCAGGCAGGAGUCCUUGGGUCCAUCUACGGAGCUGUACUCAACACUCUUGUACUUAUAGCCCAAUUCUGGGUAUCUUUGUUUCCACUUGGUGAACUGCCUAGCGCCGAGGGCUUCUUCAUGAAUUAUUUGGGAUUUGUAAUUUUACUUCUUUUCUACAUUGGUCACAAGUUGUGGAAGAAAAACUGGAUCCUAUUCAUAAGAGCCGCUGAUAUCGACGUUGAUACGGGCAGAAGAGAAACUGAUCUUGAAGCCUUGAAAGAAGAACUCAAAGAAGAACGAGCUAUACUAGCCACUAAACCAUGGUACUACAGGACGUAUCGCUUCUGGUGCUGA